This is a messenger RNA of Sorex fumeus (smoky shrew), 1054 nucleotides long. It is a transcript of the gene IMP3, whose product is annotated as IMP U3 small nucleolar ribonucleoprotein 3. Gene Ontology annotation, cellular component: small ribosomal subunit; Mpp10 complex; small-subunit processome. The record is from RefSeq and is a predicted model, not a curated record. The transcript has a single exon. Lineage: Eukaryota; Metazoa; Chordata; Mammalia; Eulipotyphla; Soricidae. Gene Ontology annotation, molecular function: structural constituent of ribosome; snoRNA binding; rRNA binding. Gene Ontology annotation, biological process: rRNA processing. The coding region runs from base 66 to 620 and encodes 184 amino acids.
GGCGUCCGCGCGCCGAGGCGGAAGUCGCGCUCUCCCUCCGCUCCCGCUGCCCGGCGGCCGCCACCAUGGUGCGGAAGCUUAAGUUCCACGAGCAGAAGCUGCUGAAGCAGGUGGACUUCCUGAACUGGGAGGCCACCGACCACAACCUGCACGAGCUGCGCGUGCUGCGGCGCUACCGGCUGCAACGGCGCGAGGACUACACGCGCUACAACCAGCUGAGCCGCGCGGUGCGCGAGCUGGCGCGGCGCCUGCGCGACCUGCCCGAGCGCGACCCGUUUCGCGUGCGCGCCACGGCCGCCCUGCUGGACAAGCUCUACGCGCUGGGCCUGGUGCCCACGCGCGGCUCGCUGGAGCUCUGCGACUUCGUCACCGCCUCGUCCUUCUGUCGCCGCCGGCUGCCCACCGUGCUGCUCAAGCUGCGAAUGGCGCAGCACCUGCAGGCCGCCGUGGCGUUCGUGGAGCAGGGCCACGUGCGCGUGGGCCCGGACGUGGUCACCGACCCCGCCUUCCUGGUCACUCGCAGCAUGGAGGACUUCGUCACCUGGGUGGAUUCGUCCAAGAUCAAGCGGCACGUGCUGGAGUACAACGAGGAGCGCGACGAUUUUGACCUGGACGCCUAGCGGGCGUCCCCGUGGCUCCCGCGUGCAGAUGGGAGCCUUGGGGCCGGACGCUGGACUGUCCGGCGUCACCCGAGCGUGCGCCUGCCGGGCCUCGCGUCGCGAGAACUUUGCUCUUCCCCUGCGGGCCGGCUGCGUAGACCCCGGGCUGCUGCUGAUUAUUGUGGGACUGUCCAGAGGGAGCGUGGAAGCGGGUGGUGCUGCCUGGGGGACCCCGAGACACCCGUGUGCAAACACGGAAUUCUGGCGCUCCCACGCCCACUCCAGCUGCUCAUCUGUUGUUUUGUAACGGGACGGUGUGGUUGGCUCUGAUCCUCUCUUGGCUCUUAUUAAACUGUAGAGGUGAUGUGAGAUGUCAGUGUUGUGUCCCCUCCCUCCUCCAAGGGAACUGCUCCCUAAUGCCAAUAAACAGCCCAAGUGCUCCGUAAGGUGCAAGU